Molecule: messenger RNA, 999 nt
Organism: Adelges cooleyi (spruce gall adelgid)
Lineage: Eukaryota; Metazoa; Arthropoda; Insecta; Hemiptera; Adelgidae
Exons: 9
Coding region: 187-999 (270 amino acids)
Source: RefSeq, a predicted model, not a curated record
CCUAAUACAUUAUCGUUGUAAAUAUCUUGCAAAUUCUCAUUAACGUGUAUACCUUAGCAGCAAAUAUACAUUGUGUGUGCAGCAAAUAACAAAGGUUUAUUAAUUCUGUUACUGUUAAUUCGUUAUUUUGACUUCAACCCCAAUAGUCGUUCUAUUCUACACGUACUUGAUUGAAUUUAAACUAUUAUGCAUUUUAAGAGUGCCGUUAUUCUUUGUGCCGUGAAUUUCAUUUCAUCAGUUUGGAGCAUUGGACUAAAUAAGGACCAAAUAGAAAUAUGUAUUCGUGUGAACGACAAUAGCAAUCCUGGUACCUUUACUAGGAAUAUCACAGACGAGGGCUACUAUAAUUUGGCUAUUAAGAAAGCAUUUUUGGAGUUAGCGUAUACAGAUAAGAAAGAACUUGACAGCUUCGGGGUUCCAAUGCUGACGACUAUUGAAGUAGAGUUUUACCUCAAUAAGUUCAAUGAACACCUCCAACUUAACGGGCAAAAUAGAUACCUUACAGAAGGACAACUAUCAGUUUUAUUUAACCAGUUACACCUUACAGAAGGAGAGAAGGCAAUGGUCGAACAUUUAGCAGAAGGAAAAAGAGGUAAAGUCCACUCAGCGGCAUUCUUGUCAAUCAUGUUAGAAAUUCUACCGGAAGGCAAUGGUCUAAACGAAGCACAGAUAGAAGAGUUCAUUAUGUUGUAUAGAUUUCACGAUGUUAAAACCGGUCGUAUCGAUCCUUUGAAAAUUCAAAACGUCUUGAACAAGUUCCAUAUGGCUAUUGAGCCGCUCGAACAGUCAAUGCUGUUUAAAUCUGACCGACCCUUUGCUAAAGUGUUGAUGGAGUUGAUGAUUGUUACGGCAGAACGUUUCAGGACAGAUAACGAAAACGACGAGAUAGUGUUAAGUACAAAAGAGAUCAGGUCAAUGAUAUCUGCAUUCAUAGAACGUGACCAGGACAAAGACGGUAUGCUAUCUGAAAACGAAGCGAAAAAGUUCAUAAUGACAUAA